Molecule: messenger RNA, 1709 nt
Organism: Rosa rugosa (rugosa rose)
Lineage: Eukaryota; Viridiplantae; Streptophyta; Magnoliopsida; Rosales; Rosaceae
Product: F-box/kelch-repeat protein At3g06240-like
Exons: 2
Coding region: 232-1428 (398 amino acids)
Molecular function (GO): protein binding
Source: RefSeq, a predicted model, not a curated record
ACAAGUGAACAAACCAGCCUCUCAUAUUCAAACGAAGCACGAGCGAGUGCCACCCAGCCAAAUCAAAUGACGAUGCCGGAACGUUGCAGAUCAAAGCGAAGCUCCAUCAGAAGCGAUUGAUCGGAGUUGGGGAGGAAAAUUAAUGAUUCUUAAGCUUUCUGCAAACGAAAAUAUUCCAAAAGCUUUUGUAGAGUUUGGACCAUUAAGAGAUCGAUUUUUAUUUACGUGAAGAUGGAAGACCAUGGCCAGUUGAUGGGCCUCCAAAAUGUCGACCUUCCACCCGAGAUCGUGUAUGAAAUUAUUUCAAGGCUACUAGUGAAGCCCUUGUGCCGCCUCAAGUGUGUAUCAAAGCCAUGGCGGUCCCUAAUCUCCCAUCCUGAUUUCGUUGCAAAGUACUCCAAAGCUGUUGAGAAUAAGGAUGUAUUCUUCCAAAGACGGCGCCUCCUGUUUACUUUUGGUGCCCCCGGACAUCAUUGGCUUUACUCUUUGGAUCUUAACCAGUUUCUCAAUGAGAAUCAUAAUGUUGAUGUUGAUAGUUUAGUAGCAGCACCCACUGAGCUCGACUUUGUUUACAAUCAUCUUCCAAAUGGUGGACGGGGUUGGGUUCCCUUUAUCCAUUAUUCCUGCUAUGGCUUGUUCUUGUCCAAGUUAUGUUAUGGGGACUGCGGUUUCAGUUUGAUCAACCCCGUAACCAAGGAAUCAAAGACACUACCAAAGGCACCAAUAUGGAGACUACCAAUGAAGCCCUAUUUUUGGCACUUAUAUGGACUGGGAUUUGAUUACUCCACCAAUGAAUACAAGGUAAUUAACGGGCAGGUUUAUUGUGAUGGAAUUAUUUUCGGUGUCUAUACAUUGAAGACUGAUUCUUGGCGACAGAUUGAGUGCUUAUUUCCCUACAAAGCUAAAGAUUAUGAUGGGAUCCUGGUGAAUGGUGCUGUUCAUUGGUUGGUGAGGAAAGUUGCAGAUCGAUCAUUAGUGAUUAUAUCUUUCCUUUUAACAGAGGAGGAGGUUAGAGAAAUUCCACUCCCGCCCAUUCCCAGUACUCCUGAAGGUCAACUGACGGUAUUCAGAAAUUGGCUAUGUAUAACAUUAGUAUCAACACGGACUGAAGGAGUAACAUUUAAUGAGUUAUGGGUCAUGAAGGAAUAUGGAGUGAGGGAGUCUUGGACUAAAAUGCAGGUCUGCAAACCAUAUCGGGAAUUAUCACAUUCCGGUUUCUGGACAGAAUCUCAUGAUCUGAUGGUUUUUGAUAAGUCAUCAUUAGUUAUGUACAAUUUUGAUGAUGGAACAUUUUGGAAUCUGUCAAUUGGUUGUCUUCGCGAAGAUGGUGGUUUUGGCAGCGUUGGUAUCUAUGUGGAGAGCCUCCUACCUUCACUCACCGAUCAAGAACAGCGUAAGAGGAUUAAAGAAGAUGAAUCCACACAGUGACAUCUUCGAAUAUUUAUUCCUUUCUUUUAGCAUUACCUCUGCGAUUGUUAUGUGAGGAGGCUCUUGUAUGUACAAGUCCAGUGCUGGGAUUGUAUUACUCAACUGUUAUUCAAGUCUUUCAAAUAGACUUGGGACUUCUUAUAUAUGUGCCUUUGUAACAUCAGUAUUUUCCGCUUAUUUGAAACAAAUAUUCAUGGAUAUGUUUCUCUCUUUUCUUUUUUUCUGAUCGUUCCCUAUAUGAUUUGGAUCAGCUCUGCAUCGAAUAAAUCCAUAUAACAGCA